ACAAGCUCUGCAGAACCACCGAUCAAUCACCUCCGCUCCCGACCACUUCUGAGCACAACCACCUUCUCAAGAGCCAUCAAUCAAUCUCCUAGUUUCUAUCUCUCUCCAUCUUAUCUUCUCCCUUAUCAAAAAAAGUAUCCCCAGAAGCUAUGAUUGAGAGAGAUAAGACUAGGGUUUCUUCACAGCUAAAGCAAACAUCAAAUCAAGGAGCUGUAAAAUUGAAUUGUAGAAGGGGUUUGUCAGAAAACGUGUUAUUGAGUAACCAGGUACCUGCAAAACUGCACUGCAAAACAAGGAAAGGAGGGAGAAAGAGGAGCAGCAAAACAUUGGAUUGUUGUGCCUAAGCCCGGUUUAUACUGGCAGUAUCGUACUCGAACCUCUUAAAAUUUCUGAUACUUUCCAUGACUAAUUGUUGAAACUGUAACCUCUCUUUUUGGCAUCGAAUCUCUGAACUUUUGAUGCUCUCUGGCUUAACUGUCGACACUAUGGAAUGCUAUAACAUGUUUGCUUGCUGAAAUAGUAUUUCACGUAACCUUGUCAAACACCUGCAACAUAUAACAUCUAUGUGCUUGAUCCUGUGACAUAUGAGUAACCCAUUCACUCACCAAAAUUGUCAUUUCGCUAUGUGUAUCUCAAUCUCUGAAAAACACCGUGUCUGCAUAUAUCCACGAAUCUGUUAUCGUAAGCUUCAUCUUUGGCCUGGCCUGGGCAAUUGUUGCUAAUUUAGGUGUUGUAACAUAGUGUUUGGAUUGUCCUUAAGGCUGCGAUAGUGAUCAACUGCUAGCCAAUCCUGCAGAGCUGAAUUGCUCUUAUUUCAGCUGCAUCAUACCUGAUGUUGCACUGUUUUCAAAUAUAAUUAGCAGCUUUGAGUCAAUCAUCUGUAGGAAUUUUUGUAGCAUGAAGUGUGCUACUGCCAGUUAACUAGCAGUUUACAGUUCAGUUUGUCGGCACCCUGUAUCAGUGCAAGCAUUAUCGCAUCCCAUCCCCUGCUCAUUGGUGCACUAGGUGCAGUUGUUAUUGCUCUCACCCUGUUUGUCUCCCUGCAACAUAUCAUUUCACAAUCAGUCGCGGUUACGGUUUCAUAUUUGCUGGUAUUCACUUUUCUGGGUACUGAAAUUCUUUUAAGUAACCAGGUACCUUCGAAACUGAAGCAACCAACCAAAAAAGGAAAGGAAGGAAGAAGCUGGGAAAAUAAAUCUAAUUCGUUGGUCUUCUCUCUGUGUCGUACUGGAGGUAAGUUUCUCAAAAAUACUCGGUACAACUGAGUCUCCUUCGGUUGCUCCAUCUGAGUUUUUUUGAAUUUUGUUUUAGUAAAAAGAGCUUCAUAAUUUGAUAAUCAAAUGCGAGCAGGCCACUCGUUAGGAUAACAGUAACAUCAUUUCUAAAUCAAAUAGAAACAACCAUUUAGGACAGUUAGGCUUUGUAUACUUUGUGAUUACUGUAAGAAAAAGAACAAAAACAUUUCAUGGCAGGAUUUUGGUCUGCAACUGGGGAUAAGAACAAAUCCAUUAGAGAACUUGUUUACGGGCAUGCUUCACGUUAUGAGCCUCCCACAGACCAUGAUGUCAAUAGUUAUAGGGAUUGUUAUGGACAUUUUCAUAGUCCUGAGCCUCAAUACUUGAACCCUAAUGAUUAUUCGCACAUGUAUGAUUCACCACAGGAAGAAAAUGAACAUUUUUGUAAUGCCCAGCUCACACAAUCAUCACUUUUGGAUCAGUUAGAAGCUCAAAUCACAGCCUUAGAAAUGCAAAUAUAUGAUAUCACGUCUCAUGCAUCUAGGCAAGUUGAAGUUUCUGUUUGUGCCUUUUGUGACAGCAAACAACAUGUAAUCGAGCAUUGCCCUGAAAUGCAUGCUUGUACCUUGUGUGGUAGCUUAGGCCAUAUUAUUGAGAACUGCCCUGUUUUGCAUGAUUUUAGGCAGUCUAGAACACAUCAUGUUGCUGGCUUCUAUCAAAUGCAAGAUAAUCAUCCCUACUCACAGACUUGCAACUCAGAAUGGAGAAAUCCCUAUUACAAUAUUGAUAAUAAUGAAUUGAAUUUUGAAAAUAGCAUGUCUAGUCCUCCCCAUGUGUCUGAUAUUGAAUAUAAACCUAAUGUAGAGGUGAACGAGUGGACCAAGGACCCCAAAUAUGGUGAUAGGGACGAGUAUGCAUAUUACGCGGAUGAUGAUAUUAUGUUAGAAGAGCUAGUUCUUCUUGAAGAGUCAAUUUCGGAGUCAUGUGACUCUGAAACUCCAGACCAUAAUGUAGAGACUCCCAUUGAUGAUGUUUCUUCUAAUAUUCAUAUUCAUUGCAGUUCAGAUGAUUUUGGUACUGAUUUACGGGUUGUGCAGUUGUCCUGUGAAGAAGAGCAUAAUACACAACUUGUGUGUGACUUAGGAAAGAUUCAAUUUUCUGUUGACACUAAUGUUCUUAUGCAUGAAAUUAAAUUUGAUGUGUAUGAUUCUCUGCCUAGGCCGCAGUGUGAUGUUUCUUCUGAUUUGCCGAUGCAUGAGAAUAAAUCUGUUGAUGAUGCUGAUGAUACUGAACUAGGGUUUGCUAAUCUGUUCAAUGACUGUGAGCAUGAUUUACCUGUUUCUGACUUAGGGAGAGUAUGUGAUGGUACUAAUGACCUUUUACAUAACUUAGAUGUGCCUACCUCCCUGCCCAUGUCACAAACUGAGACUACUCCACCCAACCUAGAUUUGGUUUGUGACAAAAUUGUAAAACCAACUUUUUUGAGAAUACCUAAUCUAGGAUUGGAACUGUGUGCUUCUCAAGUUCUUUUGGACCAUUUUGCAGCUAAAUAUAAUGUGUUUAAGAAGCCACAAUUGGAAUACGCUCUUGUGUCUCUGCCUGUUCCUAACACAGUUCAUUUUGAACUAGACCUUAUGCAUGAUGAAUCUCCAAAACUGCAAGAUUUUGUGUCCAAAAGUACAUGUGUUGAAAAAUCUAGGUAUGGGGGUAGCUCAUUUUGUUUUGCAGUUCUGUCCUAUUAUAAUUGUGUGAGGCUACUAAAAUUUCCGCAUUCUGUCUUUUGGGUUGAUCCUCAACUGUUUCGAUUGUUAAUGUAUGGUGAAUUCCCCCUGUGUAUAAUCCAGUAGGUAAUGUUAUAUUUUCUAUCUUGAGUCAGUUGAGUCUUCUUCUAGUUUGUAUAUAUUGUGCUAAUCCAAUAUGAUCUCAGAUAAAAAUGUUGGAUUCUAGCCUUGAAUAAUGAAGCUCUAAUCUUGCUUUCGCUGACAUCCGGUACUCUCUCACCUUUUCUCUACUCAGCAUAGUUCUCAUGGUAUAAUUCUUAUCAUCUUUUGAAACAUUGAGGACAAUGUUAGAUUUAGGUUUGGGGGUGUU
Molecule: messenger RNA, 3326 nt
Organism: Papaver somniferum (opium poppy)
Lineage: Eukaryota; Viridiplantae; Streptophyta; Magnoliopsida; Ranunculales; Papaveraceae
Exons: 2
Coding region: 1466-3082 (538 amino acids)
Molecular function (GO): zinc ion binding; nucleic acid binding
Source: RefSeq, a predicted model, not a curated record